AUGAAUGAAGAACUUUUCAAAAGGGAGAGCUCUCUUAAGGCUGAACUAAAUGAAAUUCUUCAGCGUGAAGAAAUUCACUGGAGGCAGAAAUCUAGGAACUUUGGCUCAAGGAUGGGGAUGGAAAUACCAAUUUCUUCCACAGAUCGGCUAUUGCCAACUGAAACAGGAAUAAAAUAUAAGAGAUUAUUGGGUGUUAAAUGGGAAAUCCCAGAUCCAGGGUGGCAUAAGAUUAACUUCGAUGGUUCCUUUGCAGAGAAUCCAGGGCAGAGUGGAAUUGGUUGUAUUAUUAGAGAUUUUGAAGGCAUCUGUAUUAAGGAAAUCUCUGAAGAUAUUGGUAUGGCCACUAACAAUGAGGCUGAAUUCCAAGCGACAUUAAGAGGUUUGCAAUUGGGGAUUGAGUUGGGGAUAAAAAGAAUCCAUUUGGAGGGUGAUUCAUUGAAUGUUAUCAAUGAUAUUCAUGGUAACCAAACCCCUAGUUGGCAUCUUAACCUUUGGCUUCAACCGAUGGUGGAUUUGCUUGAGACCGUUGAAGAAUUUCAGAUUAGCCAUAUCUAUAGAGAAGGCAAUAUGGCAGUAGAUAGACUAUCUAAGAUGGAAAUUGUAGAUGGAGGCCUUGAUCUGGGGCUUACGACUAGGGCAUAG
Messenger RNA from Cryptomeria japonica (Japanese cedar), 642 nucleotides. RefSeq lists its product as uncharacterized. Gene Ontology annotation, molecular function: nucleic acid binding; RNA-DNA hybrid ribonuclease activity. The transcript is spliced from 2 exons. The record is from RefSeq and is a predicted model, not a curated record. NCBI's taxonomy places the organism in Eukaryota, Viridiplantae, Streptophyta, Pinopsida, Cupressales, Cupressaceae. The coding region runs from base 1 to 642 and encodes 213 amino acids.